Molecule: messenger RNA, 785 nt
Organism: Rhipicephalus microplus (southern cattle tick)
Lineage: Eukaryota; Metazoa; Arthropoda; Arachnida; Ixodida; Ixodidae
Product: tetraspanin-33
Cellular component (GO): plasma membrane
Source: RefSeq, a predicted model, not a curated record
AUGCCGGACCAAGAGCAGUCACCGCCAUUCGUCGACGUGAGCCCCCUUCACAGGAUUCCGCUGGUGUUCGUCAACCUGCUGGUGUUCGCGGUCUCCUGCGUGGUCGCGUUCGCCUGUAUCUCGUCCAUCGUGGAUCGUGGCAGCGAAAUCUCGUUCCGGCGUCGUUCGCUCCUGGUCAGCUUCGUGGUCAACCGGGACAUCACGGCGCUGUUAUUCUCGCUCCUCAUGAUGGUCAUCACCUUCACGGGCUUCGUCGGGGCGCUCCGAGAGAACGUCGGCUUCCUGCAGUGCUACAUCCAAGGCACCUGCCUGCUCAUUCUCCUCGACAUCCUCUUCGUGGCCGCCACUGUCACCCUACCAUAUCUGACCAAGAAUAAAGCCCACAGCAUCUUCUCCAUCGAACUUAUCGUGAGCUACCGAGAUAACCCAGACUAUGGAAAACUCGUGGACUAUGCCCAGUCGACGUUCGAGUGCUGCGGCGUGACGAGCGAGCGCUACCGAGACUGGGACCAGAACCUCUACUUCAACUGCUCCAAGACGAACCCCAGCGUGGAGCGCUGUUCCGUGCCGUCGUCCUGCUGCAAGCCUCCGGACGGCGACGACGUCGACACUCGUCUCAGGCGGCGCUUCUGCGGCAGCGGUGUCCUGGCCGGUACCGAGCAGCAGGCCUGGAGCAAGGUGCCACAGACAUCCCUCGUAGACGAGAACUAUAUAUGGCAAUCAAGGGCGCAGCCCGAAGUUUUUUUCAUGGAAGGUCAAUAUAUACACAAGCAAAAUUGAAAACA